Messenger RNA from Phaeoacremonium minimum UCRPA7, 606 nucleotides. Its product is annotated as putative galactoside o-acetyltransferase protein. The transcript has 3 exons. NCBI's taxonomy places the organism in Eukaryota, Fungi, Ascomycota, Sordariomycetes, Togniniales, Togniniaceae. The coding region runs from base 1 to 606 and encodes 201 amino acids. The record is from RefSeq and is a predicted model, not a curated record. Gene Ontology annotation, molecular function: acetyltransferase activity.
AUGGCUGCCCCCAAGGUUGACUUAGAAGAGAACCGGCGCCGCAUGGCUGCCGAAGAGCUGUACUACGCAUUCACACCGGACCUGGUAGCAGAUAGACGGAGAUGCCGACUGGCCUUUGAGGCAUACAACAGAGCCGGAGACGUAUCACGACGCAGACUUGUCGAGCUUUGGAAGGACGUCACCAACGACAAAACCCCUCUCCCUCCCCAGGCCCCAACUGAUGAGGAGGAUGAGGCGCAAUUGGAAGAUUAUCCGUGGGUGGAUGGGCCCAUCAAGCUGGACUAUGGAUACAACGUGAACGGAGGGCAUCCACUAGACCCUUCAAUCCGCAAUGGAACACGUGGUCCUGAGUUCGGCAAGCCGAUCACCAUAGGGGAGGAUUGCUGGCUGGGCGGCAAUGUCAUUGUGGUCCCUGGCGUGACAAUAGGCAAAGGGGCAACCGUCGGAGCGGGCAGUGUUGUGACCAAGGAUGUUCCGCCGUACACGGUCGUCGUAGGGAACCCAGCGCGGAUCCUGAAGAAGAUCGAGGUCUCUGAUACAGGGGCUGCUGCGGACAGCGAAUCCGGCGUCGAGGUUCUGACUGGCGAAAGCGUGCCAACGAUAUGA